Molecule: messenger RNA, 2442 nt
Organism: Fusarium coffeatum
Lineage: Eukaryota; Fungi; Ascomycota; Sordariomycetes; Hypocreales; Nectriaceae
Exons: 6
Coding region: 1-2442 (813 amino acids)
Molecular function (GO): phosphatidylcholine lysophospholipase A1 activity
Source: RefSeq, a predicted model, not a curated record
AUGCCGUCGUUUAUGCCUUCGCGCAAAGCGCAUGGUGCUCUGGCAAAGGCUUCUCUGUGGCUCCUUGGGACAGCACUUUUCUCGCCUUCUAAUGCUCUUACGCUGAGAAAGCGUGCCCCCCCUACCAAACUGCCAGAAUGGGCCACGGACAAUGAUCGUCGUCACCAACCAGCUCUUGACUUUGAUGGAAAUGGUUGCUACAAUGUACCUGCUAUCGGCUGCGACAAGAAGCUUGCUGAGGGCUUACCUCGAAGUGAUAACUAUGGACUCUGCCGUACCGAUCUUGAUAACUCCAACGUUUACUCACGGCAGCGAUGUAAUAGCGGCUGGUGUGCCUACAUGUAUGACUACUACUUUGAAAUGGACUACGCCAGCCCCGGUGUUGGGCACACCCACGACUGGGAGCAUAUUAUGGUUUGGGUUCCAACUGAUAAAACGAAACAAAAAUUCGUAUGUGCCUCAGCACAUGGCAGUUACGACUGCAGGUUUGCGGACGAGGUGCGAUGGCACAAUGGCGACCAUCCGAAGAUCAUUUACCACAAAGACUCGAUUUCGACACAUGCCUUCCGAUUCGCGAAUGAAGCCGAUGACAAGGUUGAGAAUGAUAAAGGAACAUGGCAGCUUGCUGACUUGAAUCAUGAUUUCGGAAGUGCAAGUUUCGGAAUUGGCCAUAAUUUUGCGUCAAAUCUGGGGAAAGUGGUCGACAAAGAUUGUAGGGAGCUUGGUGGUGUUACAGAAAUCUGUUAUGACCCUAUUGUCGACAUUGAGUUUGACGUAAACGUCGACGAGGGCUCGCCUGGCAAGCUACCCCCCAAUACUGGAUGCAAUCCUCCCUCAGACCCUGAACCCGAACCUGAGCCUGAGCCUGAACCUAAGCGACCAGAUCUGCGUGUGCUGCCUUUAGGAGAUUCAAUCACCAACGGCUUCGGCAGCACCAGCAAUGCCGGCUAUCGCGGCCCCUUCUACAGCCUCGCCACCGAGAACGCUGAUAACGUCGUUGACAUGAUCGGUUCUGUUCGCUCCGGUGACGCUGGGGACGCCGACCACGAGGGCCACAACGGCGCCAAAAUCGCCGAGAUCUCAAACUACGCAGAGCCCAUCCUCCCACAGCGACCGAAUGUUGUUCUGUUGCAUGCGGGCACCAAUGACAUGGGCAGCGAUGCAGGCGCAGCAGGAGCUGUCAACCGUCUGAUGAGUCUGGUGGACAUGAUCAUCAGCAAAUGUCCCGAUGCAACCGUUCUCGUGGCCCGUAUCACACCAUCCACCAACUCAGGCACGCAAGCUCGUAUCAACGCCUUCAAUGACGACAUCGAGGAUGCUCUUAAGUCACGCGCGGACGACGGCAAGAAAGUGCUAGUUAUGUACAUGGAUGAAGCUGUUAGCACUACAGAUCUUGGGGACGGCCUGCACCCCAAUGAUCUAGGCUACAUUAAGAUGGCCGCUGUCUGGUGGGACGGCGUGCAGCAAGCGUUCAAGAAGGACUGGAUCAAGGAACCUGUUGCCGGCCAGCCACCCGAGAACGGCAGCGGCGGUGUUGUGUGCGGAAAGGUGCCCACCUGGCUCCCUCAGGGCAUAAUCGCGUCUGGCGGCGGGCGAGGAAGUGCAGCACUUGAUAAUCACGCCACUGGUGUCUUUAUGGCAGAUAUCGACGGCGACGGGCGGGACGACUACCUCCACGUCAGUGAGAACGGCGAGGUUUACAUGCACUGGAAUGUUGGUAACGCUCCCGACUCGGGUCCAAAUGCUGGUAAAGUUCAGUGGAAACCUAUUGGUGUUAUUGCCAGUGGUGGUGGGGCAAAGGGAUACCAGGUUCGUUUUGCUGAUAUUGAUGGUGAUGGUCGUGCCGAGUUCAUCUGGGUCAAGGAUUCUGGAUCUGCGACUGUUUGGUGGAAUAAGGGCUUCUCCUCUGAUGGAAAAGUCAAAGUUAUCUGGGGUCCAGGCGCUGGAGAAGAGAUCGCCACGGGCAUUGGAGACGGCCAAGGUGUGCGUUUUGCCGAUAUGAACGGCGACGGCAAAGCGGACUUCAUCCAUCUCGCAGACAAUGGCGCGGCUACCUUGUACAUCAACCAAGGGCGUCGCGCAUCACGCGGCUGGGGAUGGUGGAACUGGGGCCAGAUCGCCAGUGGAGUGGGCACAAGCCGAGAGAACAUUCGGUUUGCCGACUUGAAUGGUGACGGUCGAGCCGACUACAUCGCCGUUGACAAUGCGACAGGCGGCCUGAAUGCUUGGUAUAACCGCGGCCCGAAGAGCCAGAACUGGGCUACUGUCGCCCCCUUGGUGUGGUGGAACCCGGGUUCGGUGGCUUCUGGGGUAAAGCAUUUGCCAAAUUGGUCAACAUCGGAUAUGGUGACAUUUGGGCACUUGAAUGGUGAUAGUAGGGCAGAGUACUUGUACAUUGGAGCUAAAGACUCCAGUGUGUAUGCAUUCCUUAAUGGAUGCUAA